AUGAAAAGAGAAACUUCUAUACUCCAUGCUGGGCAAAGAUUUGAUCCAACGACCGGAGCUAUAUCUGCACCAAUAUAUCAAUCCAGCGCAUUUGCAUUUGAGUCGGUAGACCAAGCUGCAAAUGUAUUUGAUCUGAAAGAGCCAGGGCGUACAUAUUCAAGAUUGAUGAAUCCUACUAAUGACAUAUUUGAAUCAAGGAUAGCCAGUUUUGAAGGUGGUGUAGGGGCUCUUUCAACAUCCUCUGGUCAGGCUGCUAUUACUUACGCAAUUCUGAAUAUAGCUGAGGCUGGAGAUAACAUUGUUUCGUCUAAUAGGCUUUAUGGAGGAACCUGGCAUCUCCUGGCACAUACUAUGAGACGUCUGGGAAUAGAAACCAGGUUUGUAAAUCCUGAUGCUCCAAAUGAUUUUUUAGAAGCAUCUGACGAAAAAACUAAAUGUUUCUUUUUGGAAGGGAUUCCAAAUCCAAUGCUAACGCCAAUACCUGUAAGAGAGAUAGCAGAAAUAUCAAGGAGUUUAGGGCUGCCAACAAUAGUUGAUAAUACUAUCACUCCGUAUAUAGCGUCUCCUUUUAAUUUAGGUGUAGAUAUUGUCGUUUACUCUACUACAAAAUUUAUCGGUGGUCAUGGGAAUACUAUUGGUGGAUGUGUGGUUGACAGUGGAAACUUUGAUUGGGAAAAAAAUCAGGAUCGAUUUCCUUUAAUGUGUGAACCCGAUCCAUCCCAUGGAAAUAUUUUGUGGCUGGAUGCGGCAAAAGAAUUGGGUGGCGAGUAUGGUCAGAGCCCAUAUUUACUGAAAAUGAGGAACACUAUUCAGCGUGAUAUAGGUGCAUGCCCAAGUCCCUUUAGCUCCUUCCUGCUUCUUCAAGGAUUAGAAACACUACCAAUGAGGAUGAAGAAGCAUUGUGAAAACGCAGCAG
This is a messenger RNA of Exaiptasia diaphana, 916 nucleotides long. RefSeq names its product homocysteine synthase. Gene Ontology annotation, biological process: transsulfuration. The transcript has a single exon. Gene Ontology annotation, molecular function: transferase activity, transferring alkyl or aryl (other than methyl) groups; pyridoxal phosphate binding. The annotation marks the transcript as partial. The record is from RefSeq and is a predicted model, not a curated record. NCBI's taxonomy places the organism in Eukaryota, Metazoa, Cnidaria, Anthozoa, Actiniaria, Aiptasiidae.